Molecule: messenger RNA, 1359 nt
Organism: Dioscorea cayenensis subsp. rotundata (Guinea yam)
Lineage: Eukaryota; Viridiplantae; Streptophyta; Magnoliopsida; Dioscoreales; Dioscoreaceae
Exons: 7
Coding region: 107-997 (296 amino acids)
Source: RefSeq, a predicted model, not a curated record
UCAAAGGGCCAACUGAUAAAAAUCCAGACCACUCCCCACACUUCGCUCGCUUUCGUCUCUCGUCGUUCCCUGCGGCUCCGAGCUCCAGACCAAAGCGCAGGAGAAGAUGCUCAACGGCAUCCACCUCCAGAGCUCGAGCCUUCUCCCCAGCAACCUCUCGCUCUUCUCCUCCACUCCUCCACCUUGGAACCCUUCCCUUCUCCCAUUCUCUACCCAACGCCGAACCCAAGCUCUGAUUGCCAGUGCUCGAAGAGAAAGAAAGGUCGAAACCCUAGCAGAUAUCAAAGAAGCAGAAGUGGUCGAAGAAGAAGAAGAAGAAUACGGGGAAGAGGGGGAAGAGUUAGAAGCCGAUGCAUUCGCGUAUCCCGAUGCGUUCAUGGGGAGAGAGGGAGAAAAGGAUUACGAUAGAGACCCGGAGUUUGCCGAGAUUCUUGGGACCUGUGUGGAUGACCCCCAGAAAGCUCAAUCUCGAGUGGAAGAGAGGAUCAGGAAGAAGAGGAGCAAGAUAUUGCACGCGAAGACAGGGUCUGCGAAGCCCAUGAAUGUCUUGUUUAAUAAGUUUGAUUUUUCGAAUUCCUUUAUAUGGUUUGAGUUCUACAAUGCUCCACUCACAAAAGACAUAAAAUUAAUCUGUGAUACUAUUCGCUCAUGGUACAUCAUAGGACGCUUGGGGGGCUGUAAUUCUAUGAACAUGCAGUUAUCAGAAGCACCUUUGGAGAAUAAAAGACCAAGCUAUGAUCCUAUUUAUGGUGCUAAUGUGACACCAACUACCUUCUACAACAUUGGUGACUUAGAGAUUCAAGACAAUUUAGCACGCAUAUGGGUUGAUAUUGGUACCACUGAGCCAUUGCUUUUGGAUGUGCUGAUAAAUGCCUUGUUUAACAUAAGCUCCGAUUUUGUAGGGAUAAAACAGUUGGUGUUUGGCGGUUCAGAAUUUGAAAACUGGCGCGAAAAUCUCACAUCAGAGGAUGCUGGUUGCAGUACACACAAGAUCUAGCAUCCAUGCAUUGCUCCAGUCAAAGACAAAUCGGCUAUUCUUCACAUAAAUAUCCAUGCAUUAGGAUCUUAAAAAGGAAGCUUCAGUGACUUAUACACCAUUCCUUGUCAGCAUUUAUCAAACCAUGAGUUUGCUCUGAAGUGCAAUGUUCAAAGGGGCAAAUGGCAGGACAUCCAACAAAGAUGAAAUCUCCAUCCAUCUUGAAUUUGAGUAAAAAUCCUAUUCUACAGUUAAUACUGCUAGUUUUGAAGGGACAAUUCUGUGAUGCUUUCUAUUAAGCAUAAGCUUUUUUUUUUUUAAAAAAAUAUAUAAUUCCCAGGCUUGAUUUGAUUAUUUGCAAUGGCUACUAAAUUAGGUUAAUA